GUAUCGGACCCCAUCAUCUCUUUCUCCACCUCAGUUCCUAAUCAACAGUAAACAUGAAUGAUCACGCCCUUCCUGAUCCACGAUUCCGAUACCAUCAACAAUGGCGAACCUCUCAGAGACCUAUGCUUGUGCGCCUUCCACCGAACGCGGUCGGGGGAUUCUCAUUUCCGGCGACCCGAAAUCCAACAACGUUCUAUACUGCACUGGGCGAUCCGUCAUGAUCCGCAAUCUCGAUAACCCGCUUCAGGUUUCUGUCUAUGGCGAGCACGGCUACCCUGUCACUGUGGCACGGUACUCUCCCAAUGGUGAAUGGAUUGCUUCAGCGGAUGUCUCCGGCGCCGUUCGGAUCUGGGGCACCCAUAACGAUUUUGUUCUUAAGAAUGAGUUCCGGGUCCUUUCGGGUCGGAUAGAUGACCUUCAGUGGUCCGCAGACUGUUUAAGGAUCGUCGCUUGUGGGGAUGGCAAAGGGAAGUCAUUCGUUCGUGCUUUUAUGUGGGAUUCAGGCAGUACUGUGGGGGAUUUUGAUGGUCAUUCACGGCGAGUUUUAAGCUGUGCAUUCAAACCGACAAGGCCUUUUCGCAUUGUCACAUGUGGAGAAGACUUUUUGGUUAAUUUUUAUGAUGGUCCUCCAUUCAAGUUCAACAUGUCCAUCAGGGACCAUUCAAAUUUUGUGAAUUGUGUUAGAUUUUCCCCUGAUGGGACCAAAUUCAUAACUGUGAGCUCAGAUAGAAAGGGUAUCAUAUAUGAUGGGAAGACUGGGGAUAAACUUGGCGAGUUGUCUGCAGAGGGUGGCCACAAGGGCAGCAUAUAUGCUGUAAGCUGGAGUCCUGACAGUAAACAGGUGCUUACCGUGUCGGCUGAUAAAUCUGCAAAGAUCUGGGAUAUUCUCGAGGACGGAAGUGGAAGUUUAAAUAGGACUUUAUCGAGUUCAGAAUCUGGUGGGGUGGAGGAUAUGCUUGUUGGUUGUCUCUGGCAGAAUAAUCAUCUUCUUACUGUCUCCCUUGGUGGCAUGAUUAAUUUAUAUUCGGCAACAGAUUUAGAUAAAAGUCCGAUAUCAUUAUCUGGCCAUAUGAAGAACGUUGCUGUUUUGACCAUACUCAACAGAACUGAAAAGAUUCUGUUGUCAUGUAGCUAUGAUGGAGUGAUCUUAAAAUGGAUUGCAGGCAUUGGUUGUUGUGGGAAAUUAGAUAGUAAACAAUUCGGAUUAAUUAAAUUGUUAGCAGCCGGUGAAGAAGAAGUCAUUACAGCUGGAUUUGACAACAAGGUAUGGAGGGUUCCUUUGCAUGGGGUUGAUUUCGGAGCUCCUGAGCAAAUUGAUGUUGGAAAUCAGCCAAAGGACUUGAGCCUUGCCCUUAAUUCUCCUAAACUCUCUUUGGUAGCAAUUGAAUCUGGGAUUUUUUUGCUUAACGGUUUAGAAAUUGUCGCAGCUCAUAACCUAGACUUCACUGUGACUGCAUCUGCAAUUUCACCUGAUGGAAGUGAAGCAAUUGUAGGUGGGCAAGAUGGCAAGUUGCACGUAUAUUCUGUCUCAGGAAAUACACUUACAGAAGAGAAAGUCCUUGAAAAGCACCGUGGUGCUAUCAGUGUGAUAAGAUAUUCUCCAAAUGUUACCAUGUUUGCUUCAGCUGACUUGAAUCGUGAAGCUGUUGUUUGGGACCGUGAUUCUAAAGAGGUGAAGCUCAAUAACAUGUUAUUUCACUCUGCACGUAUUAACUGCCUAGCUUGGUCACCUGAUAACACCCUCAUAGCUACUGGGUCACUUGAUACGUGCGUCAUCAUCUAUGAAAUUGGAAAGCCAGCAUCAAGCCGCAGAACCAUAAAAGGAGCUCAUUUAGGUGGAGUCUACGGGUUGGCUUUUAUUGAUAAUGAUAGCGUGGUCAGUUCUGGAGAAGAUGGCUGUAUUCGUGUCUGGAAAUUGGCUUCGGAAUAAAUUUAGCUUCAGAACAACUACGAGUAUCUUGCGAACGCAUACUUCAGAACAACAUGUAGUUCUUCUGUCUUACGUUAUAAUGUUCAAUGGUCUGCCUUGUUAGGGGAAGAAGAUAACAGGGUACACUGUAUUUGUGCAUGGUCUUUAUAGAUAUCUCUUAGGACUCACUUAUCACUCUGAUGUCCUUUAAAGGCAACUCCUAGUUAUUGCCAUAGAAGCGGGCCAUGUUUUCAAGGGGUAGAAUGAAUAGAGUUAAAUGCACUGGAGGUCAAAAUAACUUUCAAUAUUGACUUACACGCUAAGAUGAUGUACCCUGCAGAUCAACGCAGGGGAAGAGAGAUUAUGGAUAUAAUGCAAUGAAAAAAAAAAAAAAAUUCCUUACCAAUGUUAGGGAAGGACUUGGAUUUUAA
Messenger RNA from Neltuma alba, 2340 nucleotides. Its product is annotated as actin-interacting protein 1-2-like. The coding region runs from base 101 to 1930 and encodes 609 amino acids. The record is from RefSeq and is a predicted model, not a curated record. The transcript is spliced from 6 exons. Gene Ontology annotation, molecular function: actin filament binding. Gene Ontology annotation, biological process: actin filament depolymerization. Gene Ontology annotation, cellular component: cortical actin cytoskeleton. NCBI's taxonomy places the organism in Eukaryota, Viridiplantae, Streptophyta, Magnoliopsida, Fabales, Fabaceae.